AUCAAGGAGACAGAGAAGCAGAGCAUUUUUUUUCCAAUAAUUCCAACUCUACCCUCCCCUGCAUCAUUCUCAGGUCUCAGCACUGCUCAAAGAACUUCGCGCCACCGGUAUAAAUUCCAUGGAGCCGCGCCUCCAUCCGUUCCAACCUCCAACUCCAUCUCUAAUCCCAGUAGCACGGCCUCUUCUUCUCCGUCUUGUACAUCUACGUCGCCCCGGCUAACAACCGGCGUCGACAACCUCCUGGCCCGCCGUGCCAUGACCACACAGCGAAACCACCACCGAGCAGCAGCGGAAGAAUUCCCGCUUCACUCGCCGGGCUCCUCCACCGGAUCCGCCGACUCCGCGCCCUGGCACCACCGCGCCCCGGCCACGCCGCCACCUGUGCUUCCGUUCGACACCAGCGACGCCGACGAGAUGCUCCUGCUCAACAUGCUCUCCCAGCACCGCGAGGUCCAGCAAGCCGCGGCCGCGGCCGCACCGACGACGGCGCCGGUGAAUCAAGAGGCCGAUGAGGAGGACAAGGUGGCACUAGGUGUGGAUCGCGCGUUCCGCGGAGUGCGGAAGCGACCGUGGGGCAAGUUCGCGGCCGAGAUCCGGGACUCGACGCGCAACGGCGUGCGGGUCUGGCUGGGCACGUUCGACAGCCCUGAAGCUGCGGCGCUGGCGUACGACCAAGCUGCGUUCGCCAUCCGCGGCGGCGCCGCCGUGCUCAACUUCUCGGCCGACCAGGUCCGGCGCUCUCUCGAGGGCGCCGCUGACGACGUUUGCGGCCGUGCCCAUGGCGUAUCGCCCGUGCUCGCACUCAAGCGGCGGCACUCCAUGCGUAGCCGGAAGGCCACAGCGGUGAGCAAGAAGGCAAGGGCCGCGCGUGGCCAGCCAGAGGGCGUGGUGAUGGAGCUUGAGGACCUGGGUGCGGAGUACCUCGAGCAGCUGCUUGGCGCCUCCGAGGACACGGCGUCCAUGUCUUCAUGGUGCUGGAGCCACCACUCCAUCUGAUGCAAGUCAAGCACUCAGGCGUGAAGACGACGGAUGGGUCGCUCGCUGUUUUUCUUUCUUAUAUCUUUUCUUAUCAUUCAUGGUGAUAGAAUUCAGAUAGCUUCGUUGGGAUUGAGAAAACCAUUUGUGAAAUCGAUGGCUGAGCAGGUUUGGAAGGGCAAAAUAUUUUGGUUUGAAUCAUGUCAAAAUGAAUGGUUGUGAAUAGUUCACCAGAUGCCUCGCGUAUCUCACAUCUUACAUUCUUAACAAGCUAAUCCCCGCUACUACCAAUUCUCUCAGCAUGCAUACUCUCCACAUCAU
Aegilops tauschii subsp. strangulata is the source of this 1296-nucleotide messenger RNA. Its product is annotated as ethylene-response factor C3. Gene Ontology annotation, molecular function: DNA-binding transcription factor activity; DNA binding. NCBI's taxonomy places the organism in Eukaryota, Viridiplantae, Streptophyta, Magnoliopsida, Poales, Poaceae. Gene Ontology annotation, biological process: ethylene-activated signaling pathway; regulation of DNA-templated transcription. The record is from RefSeq and is a predicted model, not a curated record.